Molecule: messenger RNA, 2135 nt
Organism: Wasmannia auropunctata (little fire ant)
Lineage: Eukaryota; Metazoa; Arthropoda; Insecta; Hymenoptera; Formicidae
Gene: PGS1
Product: CDP-diacylglycerol--glycerol-3-phosphate 3-phosphatidyltransferase, mitochondrial
Exons: 8
Coding region: 315-1856 (513 amino acids)
Biological process (GO): cardiolipin biosynthetic process
Cellular component (GO): mitochondrion
Molecular function (GO): CDP-diacylglycerol-glycerol-3-phosphate 3-phosphatidyltransferase activity
Source: RefSeq, a predicted model, not a curated record
UAUUUCUUCAAUAUAAAGACUUUCUUGAAUAAGACUAGGUAUGUUUUCGAUUAGUUCACUAUUCGUGAAUUAUUGUACACUCUUUGAACUUAAAGUGAAAUAAGUACAUGUUUGAUAUUUGACAAAAACGAGAAAGAAAGCUUUAAAGUUUAAAAUAUAGAAAACAGAUGUAUUAAUUCAAAAUUGAAUUCUCCAAUGAUCGGCACUCGACAGACGGCGCUCACCGCGUCUUGUUAUCUCCCGUAGAAAAUCAAAGUAUCGCGCAUGUGAAUGAUCGGAUUUUUCAUAUUUAUUGUUUAAAACAACAUCUCUUCAUGCACAACUCGGCUCUGCGAGUCUUUAAACGGUUCUACGAACCGUUGCUAGGCACUGCAACGGUUGAAGCAAAGACCUGCAUAGAUUCGUUGAUCAUCAGACACAAAAUGCAAAUAGCAAUGUUAGACGACGAGAAGUUGAGAGACUUGGAUGUUCCUGCGCAAGAGGAAAUUAAUUCGAUAUCCUGGCUACGCACUGUGGCUCCUGCCUUUCCAGUGAAUGGCUCGAAGGUCACUAUAAUUCACAAGCCACAAGUGUUCUAUAGCACUUUGUUAGAAAAAUGCAGGCACGCCAAGAAGAGAAUCACAUUAGCCUCAUUGUACUUGGGCACCGGCACCUUGGAGACCGAGCUGGUGAGGGUGAUAGAACAAGCAAUGAGCACGAAUGGCGGCAAUGUCCAAGUACGAAUCCUGCUGGACUAUAUGAGAGCCUCCCGGGGCAAGCAGAAUUCCCGAAAGAUGUUGGAGCCGCUGCUUAAGGGCAAAUGCGGAGAUCGCUGCAAGGUUUUCCUCUACCACACGCCGAAACUGCGCGGUGUGAUGAAAGCGGCAAUCCCGGAUCGCUUUAAUGAGCUCAUUGGUUUGCAACACAUGAAGCUGUACAUGAUUGAUAAUGACUUGAUCAUUAGCGGGGCGAACCUCAGCAAUGAUUACUUCACGAAUCGACAGGAUCGGUACUUCGUUAUAGAAGAUUGUGAGGAGCUUUGCAACUUCUAUAACAAAUUGGUCGAAAAAGUCAUGGAGUUUAGCUUUUUGUUACAACCCGAUGGCAAUACGAGCUUGAAUCCUACUGUAAACUGUCAUCCUUACAAAGGAUCCGGUAAAGUCUUUACCCAAGAAGCAACGUCCAAGAUACAUACAUUCUUACAGAAUGAAAUAAAAAAGAAUGCUGAACUCAAUGAAGAUGCAGACACGUGGGUAUUUCCAUUAGUGCAAAUGGGUCAGUUGAACAUUUAUCACGACAGCGAAGUAACAUUGAAGCUCUUGCAAGCUGCUCCAGAAGGAGCGACGCUCAAAUUAGCGACCGGUUAUUUCAACCUGACCUCUGACUACAGUCAAGCUGUGCUUGGAGAUUGUCGGGCAACAUGUCACUUUUUGACAGCACACCCCACCGCCAAUGGUUUUUUUAAUGCCAAGGGAAUUGCUGGAGGAAUACCAGCGGCGUAUACCAGGAUAGAGGAAUCCUUUUAUAAUUUAUGCGAGAGAAUGAAUCAGCAAAGAAGGAUAACAUUAUGGGAAUUUGUCAAACCGGAUUGGACGUACCAUGCUAAGGGUCUUUGGUACAUUUCGCCAGGUCAGCGAAAACCCUCGUUGACCCUCAUAGGCUCGCCAAACUUCGGUUACAGAUCGGUGAAUAGGGAUCUCGAGACGCAGAUAGCUGUGGUAACAAAAAACGAAAAGUUGCAAGACGCGCUGCACGAAGAGCAGACGCGAUUGUUCUCCUGUGCUAAACCUGUCACGAGAAAGACGUUCUCGCAACAGGACAGAAUACCACCAGCCUGGGUAUGCGCAGUUGUACUCUUUUUUCGCUAUUACUUUUGAGGCCAAAAUGCCUUUGCGAGAAAAGGGAAAUCCCGUAUAUUCUGAAUUUAUUUAUAUAGUUUAAUUAUAAUUACAACAUAUACAAUAAGUACAGGAUUUUGCAUUAAUAUUUAAUUGAUACACGAACGAUGAAAUUGUCCACAUGAAUUUUUAUCCCUAGACAUUUUUAUUGUAUAUAAUUUGUAAUUAUUUAAAAUGUUUUUUUUUUAUAAAGACUUCGUUUAUAGAACACAAUUUUUCUAUGCACGGAAUAAAAAAAAAGUUGUUUUGGGAUUAAAA